ACCUAGGUAGGGCAAAGUCUUGUUAUAUCAAAUCAAUCCAUGGUGCCAGCCUCGACCGGGAGCGCCAUGCGGGUCGCCGUGGCUCAAAUGACUUCCACCUCCAGCAUCGAUCUCAACUUCGCCACUUGCCAGCGCCUGGCCAGAGAGGCUGCUGACGCCGGAGUGAAACUGCUGAGCUUACCCGAGUGCUUCUCCUUCAUUGGUCGCCGAGGCGACGAGGCACUGGCGAUUGCGGAGCCUCUCGACGGGCCGAUUUUCCGGAGGUACCAAGCCCUGGCGAGAGAUUUGGGCUUGUGGCUCUCUCUGGGCGGAUUCCAAGAGAAGGGGCCGGACGAGGACCACGCGUAUAACACUCACGUCCUGCUCGACGACCUUGGCUCAGUGCGCUCGUGCUACAGGAAGGUCCACCUGUUUGAUGUGGAUGUUCCCGGAGGCCCAGUUCUAAAGGAGAGCAAUCGCACUGCUCCUGGAACACAAGUGGUUACUGCUCAAAGCCCGGUAGGCACACUCGGUCUGACGAUAUGCUACGACUUGAGAUUCCCGGAGCUGUACCAGCGUCUCAGGUUUACGGAGAAUGCCCAGGUGCUGCUUGUUCCUUCGGCAUUUACUCGCAAGACUGGAGAAGCGCACUGGGAGCUCCUCCUGCGAGCUCGUGCUGUUGAAACGCAGUGCUACGUUCUUGCGGCGGCUCAGUCUGGGAAGCACAACGAUCUCCGGGAAAGUUAUGGUGAUGCGAUGAUUAUUGAUCCUUGGGGAAGCGUCGUUGCAAGGUGUCCAGAUAGAUUGGUGACGGGCAUCGCAGUGGCGGACAUAGACGAGGAGCUUCUCAAGACAGUGAGGAGGAACAUGCCAAUUGCCGAGCAUCGCAAGUAUAACAUAUACGGGAGUGACCGCCAACUAUCAACACUUUAAGGAGCUCUGGAACGUCUGUAAACAAGUUCUUCAUCUAAGUCCUCUCGGCCUUGCGUUUCAGAGCCAAGGACUUGCUAAGUCGAGCUCGGCUGCUGUCGGCUACUUCAUCCUCGCUCCCACUGUCGGAGACAAUGAGAGGAUCCUCACCGCUAUCAGUCUUGGAAGUGUCCUCCUCACCUUCGUCA
Selaginella moellendorffii is the source of this 1097-nucleotide messenger RNA. Its product is annotated as nitrilase-like protein 2. The record is from RefSeq and is a predicted model, not a curated record. The transcript is spliced from 9 exons. Bases 40 to 912 code for a protein of 290 amino acids. Gene Ontology annotation, molecular function: hydrolase activity, acting on carbon-nitrogen (but not peptide) bonds, in linear amides. NCBI's taxonomy places the organism in Eukaryota, Viridiplantae, Streptophyta, Lycopodiopsida, Selaginellales, Selaginellaceae.